GGUAAGGAACUUUAGUGCGCAACGCUGGGUGCGUAUCACGAAAAAAUACAGGAGGUGAAGGACAGGGUUGACAAUGCGGUCGAUUUCCUUAUAACUUUGUUUAUGUGUGCGUUUUAGACAUCUUCCACACAUAGCAGGUCGCAUAACUUGUGCGUAUAGAUGCAUGCACGAUUUUGUCUUUUGACAGUUGCAGCUCUGAGGCAAUAAAAUCAUACGCGUGUAAGAAAUAUAGUCUCCAGGGCUGGAAAUACUUUUAAGGAUAUGGUGAUGUGAAUCCGUUUAGACAGUGUAUCAUUGCUGAAAUCGCUACAAUCUCCCGGCCGCCGAAGAGGAGGAGGAGAAGGAUGUUUUUUUGGAUUUGUGCCUCCUCAAGAGAAGCAAGGCUUAUUUAAGAAGAAGGAUCAUGGUGGCUGUCAGAGGGAAGGAUUUGGGAUCUAAGCAGCUGAAGGAAGCCAAUGAGGAGAGCUACGCACUGGCCACGGCUGAGGACACAUGAGGAGAAGCGCUCAGGAGUCUACUCCGCUGGGGUUAAAGUGUGCAGUGUGCACUACUUCCUGCCGCAGGUAGAGCUGUCACAGUGUGGUGUGGAGCUCUAGCUGUGUCAGAGGCUUGCCGUGUCCUUGCCUCACUGCUGCAAGAGCUGCUCGGCUGGAUAACGCAAUCGUUCUCACGCGCACACGCAGAGGAAUCCAGAUCCCACCUUCGCCAUGGAGAAGUGCUGUUCUGAGUGUUCAGAGCCCAGGAUGGCUCAGAGCUUGUGCACCUUCUGCAACAAGUGGCUGUGUUUCCAGUGCACAGACCUGCAUCAGCACGAGAGAAGCUCCAGUCAACCGUUCGACCUACAGCACCAGCCGCGAGACCCUCCAUCACCAUCUGAAAUAGGAGCUGGUUGCUGCGGGCAUGCAGUGGUCAUGUGUUCCCUCCACAAACAGGAGCCUCUGGAACUCCUGUGUGAAACGUGCGACCUCAUGGCCUGUAGCAUCUGUCACCUGUCCGCCCACAAAGACCAUCGACUGGUGCAUGUUGGGAAAGCUCUGCAAGACCAGCGCUGGCUCCUGCAGAACCUCAUGGCCCGAGUGGAGGAAAAGAGAUCUGCUGUGGAGAGCAGCGCUAAACAGAUCCAGGGCAGGCUCCAUGGUAUAAAGAUCACGCAGAGGAAGGCAGAGAACCAGAUAAAAAUGGCUAAGAUGAUUAUGAUGAACGAGCUUAACAAAAGGGCCAACCUAUUAAUAGAACAACUGGAGAGUAUCUCCAGCGAUUUCAAGCAACGACUGGAGGACCAGCUGCAGGGGGCCAUAGAGCUGUGCAGCCAGCUGGAACGCGUUCAGAACUUCAUUACCUGGGCUACAGCCCACCACAGACGCAAUCCACUGCUAUUCAGCAAAGAGCUGAUUGCUCUUCAGAUGCAGCAAUUACUGGAACCACUGAUGCUCUCAGAGGCUUGGACCCAGUUGAAAAUCAAGUUUAACUGGGAUGCCAGCUUCUGGACCAAGCAGAUGUCCACUUUAGGUAAGCUGAGCUAUUGGAUUUGCACAUCCUGA
Messenger RNA from Carassius auratus (goldfish), 1541 nucleotides. Its product is annotated as tripartite motif-containing protein 66-like. Gene Ontology annotation, cellular component: chromatin. NCBI's taxonomy places the organism in Eukaryota, Metazoa, Chordata, Actinopteri, Cypriniformes, Cyprinidae. Gene Ontology annotation, molecular function: zinc ion binding. Bases 708 to 1541 code for a protein of 277 amino acids. The transcript is spliced from 9 exons. The record is from RefSeq and is a predicted model, not a curated record.